AUUGCAGUGUUUGAAACUUUUGCGUUAAAGUCGGCAACAUUGGACCGAGUUGACACUCUAAACGAAGAAGACCGGCCACAUGAACCCCAGUUGCGUCAAGUAGAUGAAAGUGUUCGAAAAUGAGCAAAAUAUUGGGGCAAGCUUUUGCAAAGCUGCUUAAAACAACCGAACUUCUCAAACCUCUUAAUCCGGGCCGAAGGCAUGCCAGCUCGUUUAAAACGGCGAUUAUCACCGAACACGCCAAACCCAUAGAAAUUGUAGAGAAGAAACAGGUGAAGCUGAAGGCAAAUCAAGUGCGGGUGCAAGUCAGCUAUUGUAGCUUGAAUUCAGUGGAUAGUCACAAGUUCAAACAGGGAGGAGGAGAGCUGCCGUUUGUUCCAGGCUAUGAACUAUCCGGGGAAGUUUCGGAAGUGGGCAGGGAGGUUGGGGCAGAUCAAAUCAGUGUUGGGGAGAAAGUGGUGGGACUUAGUUUGGAGAAUUUCGGGGGGCUGGCUGAGGAGUGUGUGCUAGACAUCGAUGAUGUAUUUAGAAUACCAACCGAAGUGACCACAAAGGACGCAGCCGUUAUAGCUUAUGGCCAUUCUCUGGCUCUUUACACGUUUUCCAAACUAUCCAAACUGAAGGAAAAUGAACCGGUUGUGAUUACCGCUGGACCGGCUGGACUGGGUUUGGCUGCUGUAGACGUAGCCGCCAACAUCUACAAGACACAAGUGAUAGGCGUAGUGGACACAGAGGAAAGAGGCGAACUGGUGCGCGAAAGAGGGGCUUUCACUACAGUCCAUUUCAGUCCGAAGUUAGUCAAGGAGAUUUUGAAGAAAACAGAAAACAAAGGAGCCAAUGUGGUUUAUGACGCAGCGGGUGAGCCGAUGAUGGAACAUAUUGGUGGAUGUGCCGCCGUGGGGGGCAAAACGUUCUACGCCUCUCCGUUCUUUCACAAGACGAUACCAGCCCCGGUGCCGCACACGUUUUCCACCAUAGUGAGCUUGAAGGCGCUCAGAGCGCAGAACAGGCAUUUGUACAAAACGGUGGUCAAUGACACUCUAGAACUGGCCAACGAGAGCUUGAUUGCGGCCCAUAUUAGCGCCGAAUUCAGCCUGGAGAAGAUCAACGACGCCCUGCAGUUUAUAGAAGACAGAAAAUGUACUGGGAAGGUCCUGAUCAAAGUAGAUGAAUAAACUAAAUUAGGUACUGAUUA
This is a messenger RNA of Dendroctonus ponderosae (mountain pine beetle), 1195 nucleotides long. Its product is annotated as quinone oxidoreductase-like protein 2 homolog. The record is from RefSeq and is a predicted model, not a curated record. Gene Ontology annotation, cellular component: mitochondrion. The transcript is spliced from 4 exons. Gene Ontology annotation, molecular function: oxidoreductase activity. NCBI's taxonomy places the organism in Eukaryota, Metazoa, Arthropoda, Insecta, Coleoptera, Curculionidae. Bases 120 to 1175 code for a protein of 351 amino acids.